Molecule: messenger RNA, 2769 nt
Organism: Dioszegia hungarica
Lineage: Eukaryota; Fungi; Basidiomycota; Tremellomycetes; Tremellales; Bulleribasidiaceae
Product: putative dual-specificity kinase
Exons: 8
Coding region: 1-2769 (922 amino acids)
Biological process (GO): peptidyl-threonine phosphorylation; peptidyl-serine phosphorylation
Cellular component (GO): nucleus; cytoplasm
Molecular function (GO): protein tyrosine kinase activity; ATP binding; protein serine/threonine kinase activity
Source: RefSeq, a predicted model, not a curated record
AUGCGUCCUCCGCAGCCGUCAAGAUCGCAGUCACAACAGACGUACCCAUCGAGCCAACCCGUGACUCCUGCCGGCAAGUACGAGCUGGGGCCGCCACGAGGCGCAAGGGAUCCGAGGGCGAAGCAGCCAAGUCGGCAGGGGUUCAGGGACGUUAAGGGGUGGAACGAUCUCAAGCCUAUCGGGAGCGAGAAGGCGAAUGGACGAAGGGCGGAUCCGCUCAGACCGGGCAAAUUCCUCAGUCCUCUGCAAUGCCUUACUUCGGCGCUUCCGCAAACGUAUCAGCUGUGCAACUCGCAAUUCCGGUAUGAAAGCAGCGACAACCCUCGAAGGGUGCUCACCAAGCCGAGCAAGAGCGUGCAUAAUGAUGGAGUGGAUAACGAGGAUUGGGAUUACAUUUUAUACGUCAAUGACGUUCUGGGCGGAGAGCACGGAGGUGAUCGGUAUCUCAUCCUGGACGUUCUAGGUCAAGGCACCUUCGGCCAAGUCGUCAAGUGCCAAAAUAUGCGCACGCACGAUAUCUGCGCCGUCAAAGUCGUCAAGAACAAGCCGGCGUACUUGAAUCAGAGCAAGAUGGAGGUGGCUAUACUGGACCUGCUGAACACGCAAUACGACCCUCACGACCAACAUCAUAUCCUCCGGAUGCAAGAAUCCUUCAUCCACAAAAAUCACCUCUGCCUCGUCUUCGAGUGCCUCUCGUCAAACCUCUACGAAUUGAUCAAGCAGAAUCAAUUCAAGGGGCUUAGUACACAGCUGGUGAAGGUGUUCACGCACCAGCUCUUGGAAUGCCUGGCGGUAUUGAAGGAUGCGAGGUUGAUUCAUUGUGAUCUGAAGCCGGAAAAUAUUCUGCUGAAGAGCCUCCAAUCUCCUCAGAUCAAGAUCAUCGACUUUGGCUCGGCAUGCCACGAGAUGCAGACGGUAUACACCUACAUCCAGUCCCGGUUCUAUCGGUCACCGGAGGUCCUGCUCGGUCUGCCUUACUCGACCAGUAUCGACAUGUGGUCCCUCGGGUGUAUAGUAGUGGAGCUCUUCUUGGGGUUGCCUCUCUUCCCUGGAACAAGCGAGUACAAUCAGCUUUCUCGGAUAGUAGAUAUGCUCGGCAAUCCUCCCGGCCAUCUUCUGGAUGUCGGCAAGCAGACACACGAAUUCUUCAACUUCGCCGGUGUCGACGCGCAGGGUCGCAAACAGUAUCAGCUCAAGUCGCUCGAGCAAUACUCGCAGGAACAUCGGACCAAGGAGCAGCCGAGCAAGCAGUACUUCAAGCAGACGAAGCUGAGGGAUAUCAUUAUGGAGUAUCCGAUGUCGAAGAAGAACCCUCGGCAGUCAGAGGUCGAUAAGGAGAUGGCACAUCGUCGGUCAUUCAUCGACUUCGUAGAGGGUCUACUCAAUCUCGACCCCAUCAAAAGGUGGUCGCCUCAGCAGGCGGCAAAGCAUCCCUUCAUCACCGGCGAAAAGUUUACGGGUCCUUUCCAGCCACCUUCUGUACCCAGCAAGAAGACGUUCCCUGCCACGCCGACUGCGUCGACAGCGCCCGUUCAAUCUCCUUCCAAGAAGUACGGCGGUCUUCAGCACACACCCGGUCCCUCUCCUUCCACGGCCACCGCGACUCGAGGUCAGCGCGUUUACUCGGAUGCGGGACUGUACAACCCGCAGAUCCCCCAGCAGCAACAGCAGCAGCAGCAGCAGCAGCAGCAGGCCUACCCCACGCCAAUCCAGACCCACAAUCAAAAUCAGAUCGCCGCCCGUCCGGCUCCCUUCUCACCGGCUUACGACCCACCCCCGAGCGCUGGCCAUCGCGCACGCAUGCCCAGUCAGGGUCAAUGGCAUCCCAUGGGUCCACCACAAGGCGCUGCGACAUACCAUCAACCCCGGAUCCCCUCAUCAUCACUCGCGACCUCUUCCUCGCAUGGCGCACUCCGCCAGAACCCCCCGCCACCUAUGGUAGUCAAUACCAACCCGCCUCCCAACUCGUACUACCCCGCCUCGCGCAACCGGUCAAACACUAUCAACCAGAUGGACGUCAUCCCGCCUGCUCUUGCCCGCCUCACGCACAUGUCCAUGCCGGACCCGUCAGGGCAUCGAAACCUCACUCCGGUCCUCAACCGCGGAGACGAUCCUUAUCGCGAAUGGGAGCGGCGCCAAGGCGGUGGCGGUCAAGGCGGAGGCGAUCACGCCAAGAACUCGAGCAUGCAUCAGACGAGCUACCCGCAGCUCGAGUACCUGCAGGAACAGGCUGAGCUGGCGGCGAUGGGCGGAAGCUGGAUGAUGCCCGGUCAAUACGGCGGUGGAGGAGGAAACGGCGGACUCCAUCGGACUCGACUCAGCGGAUCCUCGGCGGCGCAAUACCAAAUGCAGCCGCAUAUCGGCGUAUCGCCCACUAGUCCUGGGAUGGGCUACCACGCCCGUCAACCAUCGGAAUACGAUAUGCCCCACUCGGCGUCCGCGUCCGUCGGCUCCGGGUCUCGACCUUACCUUCCCACCUUUCCUCCUCCCGCGGCAACCCACUCAUCGACCCCGAGUUUCGACGUCUUUGACCCGCGCGGCCAGGACGGGAUGGGUAUGCUAUAUACACCAUUGCAGCCGAAUCAGGCGUAUGGGCAUCAGAGCUAUGGAGGGGGAGGGAUGGGGCAGCAUCAGACAAGGGCGAGCUUCUCGGGGCCGUAUGGCGUACCUCAGCACCCGUUCGCUGGUCAGCAGCAGCAACAACAGCAACAAGCGCAGGGGCAGGCGAGUCCCCGAAAUCAGAGGAGGAGUCAGCAGUACGGGGUCUAG